AUGCGCCUAUCGUGGGUCUUGCUUUUGGCCCUUUUGGGCUGCCUACUGCUCGCCCAGCAGGGAUGCAGUGAGGAUACCACCACUUCCACGGAAAGCACCAGCUCCGCCGAUGACACCACCUCUACCACUGCCGCCUCUUCUGACGCUACAACGGCGGCGUCGUCUGCCACCACCACCACUGCGUCGUCCUCUUCCUCUUCCUCGUCCAGCGCAGCUGCCAGGCGGCGCAGGGCAGCCGCACGCCGACGACGUCAAGCCCGCCAGCGGCGCAGGCGUCAAGCGCGCCAAAGGCGCCGCCGUCAAGCGCAGCGUAGGAGGCAGAGGCAGCGUCGUAACAGACGGGGAUGA
Molecule: messenger RNA, 348 nt
Organism: Drosophila serrata
Lineage: Eukaryota; Metazoa; Arthropoda; Insecta; Diptera; Drosophilidae
Source: RefSeq, a predicted model, not a curated record